Cladocopium goreaui is the source of this 3563-nucleotide messenger RNA. The record is from the annotation of a GenBank genome assembly. Lineage: Eukaryota; Dinophyceae; Suessiales; Symbiodiniaceae.
AUGGAUAUAUCUUUGGCGAGGCACGUGAUGACGGACUUGCGACCACCAAUCCAUCCGGUCAAGGUGCUCCCAACCAAAAUGGGGGAGGCCGACCGGUUGAGUCGCACCCGCGCAGCGGUGUGGAUCUACGGUUCAUCGACCCUGCUGACCAUGUUGUGUUUGAAGUUGCAAAGUCAACGGUGCCGUCAGCGUCGUGUCCAACCAGAGGAAGCAGAGCAUGCAGAGCCACUGCUUGAAAGUUCUCGGGCACUUUCUCUCGAGGCCAAAGAGGUCAGCGCAAAACCGGCAGAAGCCAAAGAGCAAGAUGCUGAACGCGAGCAUCGCCUCACAGUUGGCUUUGUUGUCUACCACAUGACUUAUACAUAUUUGGGCCUCAUACUGGUGUUUUGGGCUUGUCGCAAAAACUAUCUCAAUGUCUAUGGUUUGGACUGGGAGCUUUAUUCCUUCUGGUUUGUCGAGGCUGCUGCUACGCAUUUGAUUUGCAGAGCUCCGCCACAGAAAUUCCUGAGUUCGAUCUGUCCCAUUAUCAGUGAACGUUAUGACCUCGUAAAGGACACCGUGUCCGUUGGUAUUUAUGCCAACCUGGGCCACACUGUGGGAUAUGUGGGAGAUGUCUUUGGUCAGCAAAGGUGCUCCGCCAUUGUGAUCCUCACCAUGAUUGUGCCGAAUUUGAAUAACUACUUGAACCCAGUCACAGAGGAGCUGAUGAGAGCAUCCUAUUGGCCGUUGCCAAGGGAUGGGGGUCAAAAAGGUGUAAAUUCGGGUACGGCUACGGAUGAAGAGACAUCGAAAAGAACCUCUUUCUUUCACAAAAUGAUGGUGAUGUGUGUAAAACAAGUGGAGGAAGCAACGCGAGAGCACCGCAGAAUGCUUUGCCUUCUGGAGGAUUUACCACAGCUUUCGGUGGCCUUGUUCUUUACGGGCUAUUCUUACUACACAGAAGGUGCCGCCAUCUCACCCUUCAUUGUUGUGAACAUCUGCGUGGCCUUGUCCAAGACGAUUUGUAUAUUCGUGGGCAGACCCAUCUGUUUGACCUGGAUGGCCAUGAACGGUGUGCCUUGGCCCCUCAGGUGCAUCUCCAGGAACAAUGUGCAGGACGUCCUGAGGAUUUGCCAUUAUCACUACACAAAUGCUCUAUCGGAGCAUGCAGAGGACCCACGGAUGCACAUCUUAGGGGAGAUUUUACGAUCAGAUGAGGCAGCCAGAGGGGCCCGGCAAGCAGCUGAGCAAUACCUUUGGAGCAGAGUGCAGGAGAAGGCCUCCAAUGGUUUGCCCCUUGUCCGCUCAGACUCCGGGGUUGAGAUAGACAUUGUGCAACAUGUGGAGGGUACGCGCAUGCGUGAAGCUGUUUUGGCGUACUGUGCCAGCACAGAGAUCAGCUUUCACGAAGCGGAAGCUUUGCAGAAGAAGUGGGAGACGUUUUCAUUCUUUCAGAACAGUGAUUUACUCACCUUGCGAGGGAUCAAUGAGGGGAGCAUUGACCUUAACAACAGCAAGGCUGUCAGACCAGAUGAGCUCGGGGAAUUGGCACGACCAUUGACACAGACAUUUUUGAAUCUCUUGACGACGGGAAGCCCCAGAGACCAAGAACGUGCCUUCAAAAUCCUGGGCAGAAUUGGUACGGAGGAGACUGCUGUUGCAGUACUCUCCGUUUGCAAGCCAGAGAUUUUCUCACACAAAGAUCACAUGAUGCGCGAAGCUGCUUGCCGGUCUAUGGUCAUGGUUUCAUGGGAGAAGUUUGAAGGUCACGCGCAAGAACUGCCACGGGUAGCUUUCGAAGAUGAAUCCGUAGAUGUUCGGCAGGCUGCAUGGUGGGCUUUGGGAUUCAAAGGGGACAUUGGUGUGAGGCUUGUUCACAAGCAAUUGGCCUCGAGUGACUACUUUGAUAGCACAGAUACAAUGCUCACUAGGGCUCUUUUUGCAAUCAGAUGGAUGGGCUCAGAUGCUGACGAAAUCUUUGAUGACAAAGUUCUCGCUGUGAUCGAAAAGGUUGAGAAAGCAGAAAAAGAGCAACUUGAACCUGUUUGGCUCCAUACCUGGUCAGGAGUUGCAAAGUGGCUCUUGUAUUUUGGUCGACUGGACGGCCUUGCCAAGAUAUGGCCCAGUGCUCUAAAGAAUUGUAAGAACGAUGAGUGUCGACGAGUUUUACUGUCGUUGGCGGGCUACCUACAGGAACCUCAGGUAGUUGAUACCGUUGUAAACUUGCUAGUUUCCUACAAAGACCCAGGCGGUGUGAGAAGUUACGGCAUGUACCAUGACCCCUUCCUCGAUUCCGUGCUGGAGAGUGCUAGACUACUACUUCCGCAAUUUACAAGUGAACAUGUGAGUUCCAUUUGCAAUAUCGUUGAGAAACAAGAUGUAUCAGUUCGGACGCAGCUUUAUGCUUGUUGCUUGUUGGCAAACAUGAAAGAAGUUGGGAAGAGGCCUGCUCCCCCGGUGUCAUUUGUUGUAAAGCAAUUUCAACAUGAAGACCCACAGAUUCGCAACCUUGCCGCCCGAACCUUCGGAAUCUUUGGAACUAUCCCCGAAACUUUGCCUCAUUUGCCUUCAUUGUCCCAGCUACUGGAAGAUAGCGAUACAGUGCGCGAGGCUGCUGCUUGGGCCUUUGGCGAAUUCGAUGCGAUUCCACGCAUGAAAGAACACAUUCCAGCAUUACUGGCCUCGUGCACAAGCGCUCAGGUGUCCACCCAGUCGUCGUAUGGUUACAAUCGCGCGCCAUUUUUCGCACUUCAGAAGCUCGACAUUUUCAAGAAUGGCUUGGUUGAUGAAAAAGAUAAACGGCUGAUCCUUGAGAAUGCCUGGCGAGUGAAGGAGAGUGAAAAAAAGAUUCAGAUGAAAGCUUUAGACUGGGCAGACCUACUUCCACCAGAAGAAAUGGAACUAGACCUCGUCAAAGCACUGGCAUGGCUCAGCUUUAAGAAGGAAGUUCAAAUGAAUUCCUAUGGCUUUCUAGCUUCGUCACCUUGGUUUCACUUGCAGAAACUCAAGCAGAAGGGCGCCAAGGCUGUGGAGGAUUUGCUGACUGAAAAGGAUCCUUCAGAUCUUGAUUUCAGGAAGCUUCUGACUUGCAACAUCGAUUCAAUCAACGUGCUGGAGCAGAAUGAUCCAAGAAUUCUUGCCCUGUGCUCCUACAUGCUACAUGGCGAGUGGGGCCUCCGAUCAGCUGCCGGACGCGCUUUGUCUCGCUGUUUUGGGAAGGCGGUGGUGAAUCUGCCGGAAGUUCAGGGCAUUUUGCCCGCGCUGGUGCUCACACAAUCCACCAGAACCGGUAGCAGCACAAUUCCCAAGGUUUUCCUGACUCCAAGGGCAAUGAUGCAGGAAAAUGGUUUUUAAUUCAUCAUUAGAUGUCCCAAGUUUUAGAUAUGUGCAUAUGUAGUCUGUCCCAGUACGUCUGAAAAUGGGGUACGGUACGUCUGAAAAUGGGAGAUGGCCUAAAUGUAUUUGUGUUUGAAGUUUCACUCAACGUUGCUGGUGAGGGACAUCCAUCAGCUGGCCCUUGUCAAGCAAGUGGGUCAGCCAGCAGUGGGCCACAGAUGCCCAUGUUUGCGUGCCUGCGUGUUUGC